Molecule: messenger RNA, 2314 nt
Organism: Pistacia vera
Lineage: Eukaryota; Viridiplantae; Streptophyta; Magnoliopsida; Sapindales; Anacardiaceae
Product: probable LRR receptor-like serine/threonine-protein kinase At1g63430
Exons: 13
Coding region: 111-2096 (661 amino acids)
Biological process (GO): protein phosphorylation
Molecular function (GO): protein binding; protein kinase activity; ATP binding
Source: RefSeq, a predicted model, not a curated record
UUUUAAUUUAUUUUUAUUUUGUGGGGUUACUUUUAAUGACUUCUUGUUUUGAGUCUUGUGGUUUAUUGAUGAAAACUGAUUGAUAAAGAGUGUAGAAUCUUGAACUGGAAAUGAGAUCACUUGAGCUUCUCUUUUUUGUCUCUGGAGUUCUUUUUGUGACCUGUGAUGCCUUUGCAACAAAUGAAGUUUUGGCUCUCACAACAUUUAAGGAAGCUAUAUAUGAAGACCCAAAAAGGGUUUUGUCCAAUUGGAAUUCACUAGAUGCAGAUCCUUGUGAUUGGUCUGGCAUUUCUUGUACUUUGGCUAGAGACCAUGUUUCAAAGAUAAACAUCUCUGGAUCAUCUUUGAGGGGGUUCCUUGCACCAGAAUUGUUUCAAAUCACUUACUUGCAAGAGCUGAUUUUGCAUGGGAAUAAUCUGAUUGGCAUAAUACCUAAAGAACUGGGCAUGUUGAAACACCUAAGAGUUUUGGAUUUGGGGAUGAAUCAGAUUACGGGUCCAAUUCCACCGGAGCUCGGGAAGUUAACUAGUUUGGUGAAAAUAAACCUUCAGUCAAAUGGGUUGACUGGGAGACUGCCUCCUGAGUUAGGCAAUUUGAUUUAUCUCCAGGAACUUCGUUUGGAUAGGAAUAAGCUCCAAGGAACUUUCCCCGCUGGUGGCAAUUCAGAUUUUACAUCUAGUGUACAUGGAAUGUAUGCCUCAAGUGCAAACUUAACUGGCUUGUGUCGCUCAUCUCAGUUAAAAGUGGCAGAUUUCUCCUAUAACUUCUUUGUCGGGAGCAUACCAAAGUGCUUGGGGUAUCUUCCGAGUACAAGCUUUCAGGGGAACUGCCUCCAGAACAAAGAUGCCAAACAGCGUGCUGCUGUGUUAUGUGUUCCUUUCAUAGGUGGUGCUCCACCUGCAAAAACUCAUUCCGCAUACAAUUCUAAACGCCGGCCUGCUGAAGAAGUAUCCAGACAUCAGGCAUCAUCAAAACCUACCUGGCUUUUGGCUCUUGAAAUAGUGACAGGAACCAUGGUGGGCUCUCUCUUUCUUAUUGCUAUUCUCACUGCACUUCAGAGAUGCAAUAGCAAAUCUUCAAUUAUAAUCCCUUGGAAGAAAUCAGCUAGUGAGAAGGAUCAUAUAACAGUGUUCAUAGAUUCUGAGAUCUUGAAAGACGUUGUGAGAUUCAGCAGACAAGAGCUUGAAGUAGCCUGUGAAGACUUCAGCAACAUAAUUGGCUCUUCACCAGAUAGUUUGGUCUACAAAGGCAACAUGAAAGGUGGGCCUGAAAUUGCUGUAAUAUCCCUCUGUAUUAAAGAAGAGCACUGGUCAGGUUAUCUGGAGCUCUAUUUCCAGAGAGAGGUGGCAGAUUUGGCAAGGUUAAAUCACGAGAAUACAGGGAAGUUACUGGGUUAUUGUAGAGAGAGUGCUCCAUUUGCAAGAAUGCUGGUUUUUGAAUAUGCAUCAAAUGGGACACUGUAUGAGCAUCUCCAUUAUGGAGAAGAAUGUCAAUUAUCUUGGACACGGCGAAUGAAAAUUGUUAUAGGAAUUGCCCGUGGACUCAAGUAUCUUCACACAGAACUUGACCCUCCAUUUACCAUAUCAGAGUUGAAUUCGAGUGCUGUGUAUCUUACGGAUGAUUUUUCACCUAAGUUGGUUGAUUUUGAAAGUUGGAAGACAAUUCUUGCAAGAUCAGAGAAGAACUCUGGCACUAUUGGCAGCCAAGGUUCUAUCUGUGUACUUCCGAAUUCUCUUGAGGAACGCCAUCUGGAUGUCCAAGGCAACAUCUAUGCUCUUGGUGUACUUUUACUGGAAAUAAUCAGUGGAAGGCCGCCUUACUGUAAGGACAAAGGGAGCUUAGUAGAUUGGGCUAAGGAUUAUCUUGAAUUGCCAGAAGUAAUGUCGUACGUGGUGGAUCCUGAGUUGAAACAUUUUAGUUAUGAUGACCUCAAAGUCAUCUGUGAAGUAGUAAACAUGUGCCUCAACCCAGACCCCAGCAAGAGGCCAUCUAUGCAGGAAUUAAGCUCCACCUUGGAGAGCGGAAUUGACACGUCUAUAUCGGUAGAGCUGAAAGCAUCGUCUUUGGCGUGGGCUGAGCUUGCACUUUCAUCAUGAUUGAGUUGAAGCUAACAUACGGUAGAUUAGAUAUAUACAAUUGUAUUACUCAUUUUUCCUUUUUGUUCUCUAAUUUUUUUUUCUUUUAUCUCUCUCUCAUCGAUCUUUGUAAAUGGUGCAUGUUAAAGAAACAUAGAGCUUGGUGGAUGACAACGUACACUCUGUAUACCUUGGGAUAAUCAGUAAAGUUCUGAAAUCACGAAAUAGUAAAUCUAGUU